This is a messenger RNA of Eptesicus fuscus (big brown bat), 4897 nucleotides long. It is a transcript of the gene CASKIN2, whose product is annotated as CASK interacting protein 2. The coding region runs from base 466 to 4074 and encodes 1202 amino acids. NCBI's taxonomy places the organism in Eukaryota, Metazoa, Chordata, Mammalia, Chiroptera, Vespertilionidae. Gene Ontology annotation, molecular function: protein binding. The transcript is spliced from 20 exons. The record is from RefSeq and is a predicted model, not a curated record.
CUCAGGGGGGCAGUGGGAGCCGCCGUCCAGAGUGCCAGGGACCGCGCGGGGCCAACCGGACCCCCGGCGGGGCGGCCGGGAAAGACCCCCCGAGACCUGUCUGCCCACCACUGCCGCCCGAGGCCCGAGGGAAUGCUGGCGGCUCUCUGGGUGGGCACCGGUGCUCCUGAGCCACGCUGGGGAGAUUGGCGCGCCCAGUCCCGGCCCAUCCCGGGCUGUCGGAAGCUGCAAGCUGAUAUCUGUCCAGAUUUCCGAGCAGCCUCCGCCCCCUCGGAGAUCGGCUUUCCUGCUUGUGGCGGCAGCUCACGAAGCACCUUGUUGGACUACCUGUCAGUGCCUGACACGCUCCCCAGGACGCCGGGCCCCCCAGAGGGCCGAGGCAUGGCACCCUGACGCCUUGGCGCAGACCAGUGUUCGGGCCGCUCCCCUGGACUUCCGAGCCCAGAGCCCAGCCUGGGGACCAGGAUGGGUCGUGAACAGGACCUGAUCCUUGCUGUCAAGAACGGAGAUGUGACUGGUGUGCAGAAACUGGUGGCUAAAGUCAAGGCUGCAAAGACAAAGCUCCUCGGCUCCACGAAGAGACUCAACGUCAACUACCAGGACGCUGAUGGAUUCUCUGCUCUGCACCAUGCCGCCUUGGGGGGCAGCCUGGAGCUCAUUGCCUUGCUGCUGGAGGCUCAGGCCACUGUGGACAUCAAGGACAGCAAUGGCAUGCGCCCGCUGCACUAUGCCGCCUGGCAGGGCCGGCUGGAGCCCGUGAGGCUGCUGCUGCGGGCCUCUGCGGCCGUCAACGCCGCGUCUCUGGACGGGCAGAUCCCGCUGCACCUGGCUGCCCAGUAUGGCCACUACGAAGUGUCAGAAAUGCUCCUCCAGCAUCAGUCCAACCCGUGCCUGGUCAACAAGGCCAAGAAGACGCCCCUGGACCUGGCCUGCGAGUUUGGGCGGCUCAAGGUGGCCCAGCUGCUACUGAACAGCCACUUAUGUGUGGCCCUGCUGGAGGGCGAGGCAAAGGACCCGUGUGAUCCCAACUACACCACACCCUUGCACUUGGCUGCCAAGAACGGCCACAGAGAGGUCAUCAGGCAGCUGCUGGGAGCUGGGAUUGAGAUCAACCGCCAGACCAAAACGGGCACGGCGCUGCACGAGGCCGCGCUGUACGGCAAGACCGAGGUGGUGCGGCUGCUCCUGGAGGGCGGGGUGGACGUGAACAUCCGGAACACGUACAACCAGACGGCCCUGGACAUCGUGAAUCAGUUCACCACCUCCCAGGCCAGCCGGGAGAUCAAGCAGCUGCUGCGGGAGGCCUCGGGGAUCCUGAAGGUUCGAGCGCUCAAGGACUUUUGGAACCUCCACGAUCCCACGGCCCUCAAUGUCCGGGCCGGGGACGUCAUUACGGUGCUUGAGCAGCACCCUGAUGGCCGCUGGAAGGGCCACAUCCACGAGAGCCAGAGGGGCACGGACCGUGUGGGCUACUUCCCCCCUGGCAUUGUCGAGGUGGUCAGCAAGCGGGUGGGCAUCCUUGCGCCCCGCCUCCCCUCUGCACCCACACCCCUGCGCCCGAACUUUUCUCGGACACCGCAGCCCCCUGCUGACGACUCCCUGCACCCUCUCACCUAUGGCCAGCUCCCUCGGGUGGGCCUCAGCCCAGACAGCCCAGCAGGUGACAGGAAUAGCGUGGGUAGUGAGGGCAGUGUGGGCAGUAUCCGCAGUGCUGGCAGCGGGCAGAGUUCCGAGGGCACCAACGGCCAUGGCCCUGGGCUCCUGAUCGAGAACGCCCAGCCGCUUCCCUCUGCCGGAGAGGACCCGGGGCUGCCGGGACUGCACCCCCCAUCCCUGGCAGGCAGCCUGAGCCACCGCCCUCUGGCCAACUGUCACUCUGGGGAGCAGCUCUUCACCCAGGACGUGAGGCCGGAGCAGCUGCUGGAGGGGAAGGACGCCCAGGCCAUUUAUAACUGGCUCAGUGAGUUCCAGCUGGAGGGCUACACCGCCCACUUCCUGCAGGCCGGCUACGACGUGCCAACCAUCAGCCGCAUGACGCCUGAGGACCUGACAGCCAUCGGGGUGACCAAGCCUGGGCACAGGAAGAAGAUCGCCUCGGAGAUCGCCCAGCUGAGCAUCACCGAGUGGCUGCCCAACUACAUCCCGGCGGACCUGCUGGAGUGGCUGUGCGCGCUGGGGCUGCCGCAGUACCACAAGAAGCUGCUGAGCAGCGGCUACGACUCCAUGGGGCUGGUGGCCGACCUCACCUGGGAGGAGCUGCAGGAGAUCGGCGUCAACAAGCUUGGUCAUCAGAAGAAGCUCAUGCUGGGGGUGAAGCGUCUGGCCGAGCUGCGGCGCGGCCUGCUGCACGGGGAGGCCCCAGGCGAGGGCGGCCGCCGCCUGGCCAGGGGCCCAGAGCUGAUGGCCAUCGAGGGGCUGGAGAAUGGGGACGGACCUGCUGCGGCUGGCCCACGCCUUCUCACCUUUCAGGGCAGCGAGCUGAGCCCAGAGCUACAGGCAGCCAUGGCUGGGGGUGGCCCAGAGCCACUCCCCCUGCCCCCUCCCCGCUCCCCAAGCCAGGAGAGCAUUGGAGCUCGCUCACGAGGGUCUGGCCACUCACAGGAACAGCCUGCCCCUCAGCCCAGUAGUGGAGACCCCAGCACCCCACAGGAAAGGAACCUUCCGGAGGGCACAGAGCGGCCCCCUAAGCUUUGUUCCCCCCUUCCUGGCCAGGGGCCUCCUGCUUAUGUCUUUAUGUGCCCUCAGGGCUCACCCUCCAGCCCCGCCCCAGGGCCACCUCCGGGUGCACCCCGAGCCUUCUCGUACUUGGCUGGCCCCCCUGCUGCUCCUCCAGACCCGCCUCGGCCCAAGCGCCGGUCCCACAGCCUGAGCCGCCCGGGCCCGGCUGAGGGGGAGGCCGAGGGGGAGGCCGAAGGGCCGGUGGGCAGUGCCUUGGGCAGUUACGCCACCCUCACCCGGCGACCAGGACGCAGUGCCCUAGCCCGGACCAGCCCUAGCCAGACCCCAGUUCGAGGAGCUCCCCGUAGCCAGUCCUUUGCCCUUCGGGCCCGACGCAAAGGCCCCCCCCCACCUCCUCCAAAGCGCCUCAGUUCUGUCUCUGGCCCCACCCCGGAGCCACCUCCACUAGAUGGAAGCCUCGGGCCCAAAGAGGGGGCCCCCGCGCCCCGAAGGCGAACACUGAGUGAACCAGCUGGCCCAUCAGAGCCCCCGGGCCCACCUGCCCCAGCGGGCCCCGCAUCAGACACGGAGGAAGAGGAGGAUCCGGGGCCUGAGGGGACACCCCCAUCCCGGGGCAGUUCAGGGGAGGGGCUCCCGUUUGCAGAGGAGGGGAACCUGACUAUCAAACAGCGGCCCAAGCCGGCCGGUCCCCCAUCCCGCGAGACGCCAGUGCCCACCGGCCUCGACUUCAACCUCACAGAGUCAGACACUGUUAAGCGGAGGCCCAAGUGCCGGGAGAGAGAGCCGCUGCAGACGGCGCUUCUGGCCUUUGGAGUGGCCACCGCCAUGCCCAGCCCCUCUGUCCCCAUGCCCUCCCAGACCCCCAGCGAGUCCCCUGUGGCUUCUCCCAGCCCUCCUCAGCCAGACCCUAGCAGCCUUCCAACUCAAGGAGCUCCAGCCCCUCUUGCUCCCAGCCCUCCAAGCCAGCCCUCCAAGCCCCCCUGCCCCGGGCCAGCGCCGGAGAACUCGGCAGGCCAUCGGCAGCGUGGGGAACCGGAGCCCCCCGCUCCGCCCGCCGCCCUCAUCAAGGUGCCCGGAGCAGGAACAGCUCCCAAGCCUGUGUCUGUGGCCUGCACCCAGCUGGCAUUCUCUGGCCCUAAGCUGGCUCCCCGACUUGGCCCCCGCCCUGUGCCGCCUCCACGUCCAGAGAGCACGGGGCCUGUGGGCUCCGGCCAGGCCCAGCAGAGACUGGAACGGACCAGCUCGUCCCUCGCAGCCGCACUGCGGGCCGCAGAGAAGAGCAUUGGCGCUGAGGAGCGAGAGGGCCCCCCCAGCACCUCCACCAAGCACAUUCUGGAUGACAUCAGCACCAUGUUCGACGCCCUGGCUGACCAGCUGGAUGCCAUGCUGGACUGAGCUAGACCCACCUGCAGCGUCCAUUGCCUUUGCCCCAGCACAGAAGUUCCUGCCGCCCCAGCAGGGUCCCUCCUGCUGCUCCAAGCCAGUAGCUGUCAGCACUGCAGUUCCAGGGGAGCAGCCCCCCGGGGGGGCCAAGGGAGCUUGGCAGAACCUGAUAUCUCAGCGGAACCCCUCCCAGUGUAUAACCUGAGCAAAGAGCCCUACCCUUUGGUCAGGGACCCUGGUAAGAGCUUCCGCCCAGGGAGAAAGGUGAUGGCAGAGCUUCUCUGCCCCCCCCCCCCCCCCCGCCCCCCACAAGUGUCUCAAGUUCCUGUGCCAAGGUCCUCUUGCCACCUGCUGUGCUGUCCGGGUGCAGAGGCUGGCGGAGCGGUGUGUCUGGCCGGGUCCCCGCAGGUGUACAUAGGACAUGUAAAUAAACCAUCAGGGGCCUGCUUGCCGGAGGGGGCAGUGCCCAGGCCAGACACCGGUUCCUCCCCUGCCUGCCCCAGUGAGGCAAAGCUGGCGGGGGUGGGGGCAGUGGGAUUAACAGACCCCCAGAGUCCAAACUUUUUCAACUGUAAAUGUUAUUUUUUAAGCAGAGAGAAAUGCAUAUAUUUUAAAUGGAAUUUAUUCUAUAACUGCCUGAGAAGACGCAGUGGGGAGGGGCUUCCGGCCACAGCAAGAGUGCCCACUGCCCAGCCUGACCUGGUUGGCGGGCCCUGGCUCUGUAAAUUAACCUCUUACCCAAACUAACGCCAAUGAAAGUGUCAUUCCACGUGAUCGCUGUGUGUUUGGGUCUGUGCCGCGGACCUCGGCGGGAGCCCUGGGCUCUGUCGCUGUG